Messenger RNA from Prorocentrum cordatum, 1183 nucleotides. The record is from the annotation of a GenBank genome assembly. NCBI's taxonomy places the organism in Eukaryota, Dinophyceae, Prorocentrales, Prorocentraceae.
CUCAAGCCUGCUUGGGCGCCAGGCGGGCUGUUGCUGCCCCCUGCCGCGGCUCGGGCGAUGGCGGCGGUCCUUCCCCUCGUCGGGGAGCAGGUGGCGUUGCUUGCGCCGCUGGUCAAGGCGGCAGCUGCAGGGGCUGCUGAAGGCGGCGGCGGGCGGCAGGUGGUGGCCGCCGCUGUCGCUUCGGCCCUUCGCGUGGGCGCUUCUCUCCUCGCCCCGCGCCUGGCUUCCGAGGUGGACGAGGAGGUGGCGGCAAGGGAGCAGCUUGGAAGGCCCCACCUGACCGAGAUGGUGCGGGCGGGCCGCGAAGGCGUCGUGGCUCGGCCCUCUGGGGCCAGUCGCGCCUUCCGCGGCUGGGCCCAGCACGCCGAUUUCGGCGCAGGGCCGCAGGCGGUGCCCACCACGGCGGCCGAGGCCCGGCGCCGGGCGCGUGGCCGCCGUCGUGGGGCUGGCGAUGCAGCGUCGGCUCCCACCACGGACGACCUGGAGGACGAGAGGGAGAAGCUGCAGGAGAAGGUCUCAGUGCACCCUUGCGCUCAGCCGAUGGGGGAGCUGAUGAAGAAGGACCUCAUGUGCGCCCCUGGAUGCCAGGCCACCCUGGAGGUCAAGGCGGUGGGGUCGGCCAUUGACGAGCUGGUCCUGGAGAACACUCGGCUGUUCAUGGGGGAGACCAAGCGCGACUCUGAGAAGCUCGUCGUGAAGGACUCCAAGGAGAAGCGGCUGCCGCUGACCGUCAGCGCUGCCAAGCAGAUGGUCCUGGGCACCGCGUGCGCCGUGAAGAUGCUGGAGCCCCAGCUGGCGGAGGCCCGAUCCGCGCACGAGGCCGCCUGCAGGGCGGUCCUCGGCGCGGGCUUCGUGUCGUCGCAGCUGUUCGGCAACGGCGAGGCUGGCCCGUGAAGUUGGCCAAGUUUUGAUGCUCGGGGAGCUGCCCGAGAAAACGGCCAAGUCAUGAGGGCUGCGGAGGCUCGUGUUCCUCCUGCGGCCCCAGGGGCUCUCCUGCGCGACUCCCCUGUCGCUUUGCAUUUAGCCCAUUUAGUCCUCCUCCUCUCCCUCCUCCUCCUCUCUGCUUCUCCUCUGACACUUGGUUUUGGGCCCGUCCUUCCUUCCCGAGUGUCAGAGCUUGGGCUUCAGCGGCUUGGUUCGCUCAUCGCUUCGCAGUUCGGUCGGCUCGCCAGAGCGUCUGGAA